Messenger RNA from Histoplasma capsulatum G186AR, 2745 nucleotides. Its product is annotated as signal sequence receptor alpha subunit. The record is from RefSeq and is a predicted model, not a curated record. Gene Ontology annotation, molecular function: GTP binding; GTPase activity; ATP hydrolysis activity. Lineage: Eukaryota; Fungi; Ascomycota; Eurotiomycetes; Onygenales; Ajellomycetaceae. Gene Ontology annotation, biological process: SRP-dependent cotranslational protein targeting to membrane. Gene Ontology annotation, cellular component: endoplasmic reticulum membrane; signal recognition particle receptor complex. The coding region runs from base 1 to 2745 and encodes 914 amino acids. The transcript has 6 exons.
AUGCUCGACUCCUUUGAAAUAAUAACCUCCUCCGGGGUGGUCCUUUGGUCACGAUCAUAUGCUCCAGUGGGGGCCCAUGUUAUCAACAGCUUGAUCAACGAUGUGUUUAUUGAGGAGAAGUUCCAGCAAGAGGCCGGCUCGGGCACUGUUGCGCCAAGAUACAGGAAGGAAAAAUAUACGUUGAAGUGGAAACGGGCAAAGGAUCUGGGUUUGAUCUUCGUGGCUGUUUAUCAGUCUCUUCUUCAUUUAACCUGGAUUGACGAAUUGCUCGAGAAUAUCAAAACUAUCUUUGUGGAAAUAUACAACGAGCAGCUUAAGAAACCAAAUUCUAGAAUAAUCGAGUACCGAUUUGACAAGUACUUUGAUCAGCAAGUAAAAGAGUUGGAAUCUGCUGCUGGAAAAGCAGUUGAGGGCUCGCCUUCUUUGUUGAUUGAGGAGAAGAAGGAUACCCUUGUUGAGGCGGAUAACGGAGGCCCUCCCCCACCUCCAAUCCCUGGUCUUCUCCCUGCGCAGCGCCAUGCUGCGCGGGCCGUGGCGAACUCGAAUGAGAGUUCACCUUCCCAAACUCCAGAGACAUCGAGGCCGGCCACACCGAACCAUAUCAUUACUGCGAAAGCUGGUCCAGGUGGUCGGACUUCACGACGCGCACGAAAAGCUGCAAAUUCAAGUGCAAAUGUUUCGUCAGGCGAAGAUACAAUUAAGAAAGCAAAGAAUGCGAAGUCGGCAGUGAAGAAAAUGCGCAAAUGGGACUCGGAGGGCUUUGCGGACGAAGAUAAUGGCGAAAUCCUGGAUUAUUCCGCUUCCAAUGUAAAUGGUUCAGAAUCAGAGGAAGUAGCUGGCCCUCCAGUAGAGGCAGUUGAUCAGGAUUCGUGGGGGACGAAGACUAAAAAGGGCCAAUUUGUGUUGAAGGAUCUAGGUGAUGAAGUCCACUCCAUUCUUCAAGAUGCAGAUGCCGCUAAGGACAGGGCUAGUAUGUCCAACGGUGUUGUGGGCUCUAGUUUGGGUGCUAUUAGUGGCCUUUUCCGAAAUAUUGUUGGUGGAAAAGUCUUGACCAAGGCAGACUUAGACAAACCCCUCAAGGCCAUGGAGGAACACUUAUUGAAAAAAAAUGUUGCCCGUGAAGCGGCUGUUCGCUUAUGUGAUGGUGUUGAACAGGAGCUUAUUGGGAAAAAGACCGGAAGCUUUCAGAGUAUUGACGCCGCUCUUCGAGCCGCAAUGGAAUCGUCGCUCCGGAAAAUCCUCACGCCCACCUCCUCAUUGGAUCUUCUCCGGGAGAUCGAAGCUGUCACAUCACCAUCGAAUUCGCAAAAACAGCGCCGCCCAUAUGUCAUUUCUAUUGUUGGAGUAAACGGUGUUGGAAAAUCCACCAAUCUAAGCAAAAUCUGCUUUUUCUUACUCCAGAAUAACUACCGUGUCCUUAUCGCGGCUUGCGACACCUUCCGCUCCGGAGCAGUCGAACAGCUUCGCGUGCAUGCGCGCAACCUUAAAGAAUUAAGCGCUCGGGAGAACGUUGGACAAGUGGAGUUAUAUGAAAAGGGCUACGGUAAGGAUGCAGCCAAUGUAGCCAAAGACGCGGUGGCCUACGCUGCCGUGAAUAACUUUGACGUUGUCCUUAUCGACACAGCUGGCCGCCGACACAACGAUCAGCGCCUCAUGUCUUCCUUGGAAAAAUUUGCGAAGUUUGCGCAACCGGAUAAAAUAUUCAUGGUGGGCGAGGCUCUUGUUGGUACUGACAGUGUCAUGCAAGCUCGAAACUUCAACCAAGCUUUUGGUACCGGGAGAAAACUUGAUGGAUUUAUCAUGAGCAAAUGUGACACGGUGGGGGACAUGGUUGGUGCGCUUGUCACGGGAAGUUUAGCGUUUAGCCAGGGCGUCAGCUGGGAUCCCUUGUUGGUAAACAUCAACGUUUUAAAGAUUACGGCUGCCUCGAAUACAGCCAUGGAGGAUAUAGAUAUUCCCAGUUGGGACAGUAGAUCCCAUCAAAUGGGGUCCACUCCAGUCGAUGGGAGAUAUGUUUUGUGUUGCCCAGACUGGGUGUACUCCAACGUUUCUAAUGUCCAUGUCGCCAAGGACCGAGCAUGGUUCUCCGAGUAUAUUCCUUUCGAGUCGGAGCUUCUCGAUGCGUACGGCAUAUCGAAUAAGGGCAUGCCUGUCCUUGGGAUUGGUACUGUCGAACUCUCCACGAAACGCUCGCCGAACCAAACCGGCCAGGAUUCUCGAGCCGUCUUGCACCUUAAAAACGUCCUACGUUGUCCCUCCAUCGUCUGCAAUAUUCUAGGGUUUCCGCUGGAUUUUGAUUAUAAUGUCUCUUUUGGUGGUAGGGAGGCGCAUGGGCGUUCAAAAGGCUCGAUCAAGAAAUCGGAUGGAUAUCGUGUCGCAUACUUCGAUGCGAAGUUUCAAUUUCUGCAAGUCAGGCCAUGUGGCCCUCCAUAUGGCCCACCGCUAGGCGCCACCGGCUUCAGGGAAGAUGUGAUGUACUUGCUCAGCGUCCGCUGGCCCGAAUCUGAGAAGAAAAAAUGGCAAAGUUACCAAGCCGAAACUGUUGCGGCUCGUGGGAGUCGAUGUCCACAAUAUACACCGGAGGAAAAAGCUUGGUUGAAAAAACACUACGGAGGGGAAUUUCAUUUUCUCCGUUCGUUUUGCUUGACAAUUUAUAACGAUGAGGAUCGUGAAGAAGGUUGGUACAUUGUGCGGGCAAUGAUGGAGGCCAGAAGCGAAGAGGACGAAGGCGAAGGGGCCAUCUAA